This is a messenger RNA of Xylaria bambusicola, 4063 nucleotides long. RefSeq lists its product as uncharacterized. NCBI's taxonomy places the organism in Eukaryota, Fungi, Ascomycota, Sordariomycetes, Xylariales, Xylariaceae. The transcript is spliced from 2 exons. The coding region runs from base 288 to 3746 and encodes 1152 amino acids. The record is from RefSeq and is a predicted model, not a curated record.
CCAAAUGCACCCAGCCUCAAUCCCUCUCUCUCUCUGCCUCUCUAUUCUGAUGCUACCUCGGCACCAUCAGCAGCUGGGCUUCGGGGUUCGCCUUGCUGCCUGAUGCCACCGGUAUACGCAGACAUUCUUAAGACUAUGGAGAGAGUAUCGUCGCUUGGAACGUGCACUCGUCGUCUCCGGUUCAUUCAAUACCUACCUAGUCAUUGUUAUCCGCUAAGAGCAUUUUCACAUGUCUCGUGUCUCGUUCUAGACUGCUGGUGGGCUGCUUGCCGUCAUCAGUGAACCCGAUGGAUGCGGCCGGACUGGCCAUCAGUCUCUCUGGGGCUGUAUUGAAGCUCGUUAUCUUCUCCCUUGACUUUAUAAGUGAUGUGAAGCAAGUGUACACACGGGGUGCGACCGACCUCAACCUGGACCUGUCGACUGUAGCCGAGAGCGUGGCACUUGCGACGACAAGCCUUGAAAAUCAGCUUGCUGCUACUGAUGGCAACAGCAUUGGAGAAAGUCAGGAACUAGAUCCGGACGAAGCAAGACUCAAGAGCUUAUCCAUGCGCGCAACUGAAAUCAGCCGAGAGCUCGUGUACAAACUUAACAAGGUUACUACGGAUAAAAGGUCUACCUGGAAGAGCCUCAAAACUGCCGCAUUAGGCUUGUGGGAUGCGGAUGAGAUUGAAAAGACCGAGAAGCGUCUCAACGCCAUCAAAGACGAGAUCCAGUUUACUAUCCUCGUGAGCAUACGUAACAAGAUCAACCAGUCUCCUGAUGAUGACAAUUUCCGAAUCCUAACCACUCUCGAGGAGGUUGUAGAGAAGCAAGCACAGUCAAAGGAGGACAGCGCACACUUGAUUGAGCUGCUCAACGAUGCAGAUAGAGUUGGCCGAGGGCGUCAUGAGGAAUUGGUCAAUCUAGGAAACCAUCUCUUACGCGCGAUUGGUGCCUUAUCAAAUGCCAACUCGCCGUAUCCUACCCCUCUUCCUUUGGUCCCAGUUAGUUUACACGAUGACAAAGCCCGCCAGGCAGCCGAGGCAAUUAUCCUCAAUUCCCUCUGGUACCCAAGCAUAUGCGAUCGCGAAGAGACAAUUCAUGAAGCUCACGCCAAUACCUUCAAAUGGAUCUUUGAGGACCCUGAGACAACGGGAAAGGAAUGGGGCAACUUCGUGAAUUUUCUCCAGGGGGAUAGUUCAAGUUAUUGGAUAACCGGUAAACCCGGAUCUGGGAAGAGUACAUUGAUGAAGUAUAUCAACCAGACGCCGAAAACACAAGUCUUGCUUCAACAGUGGUCGGGCGAGAAUCCUCUGAUUUACUUAUCUCAUUAUUUUUACUACGGUGGUGGCAACUACCAAAAGUCAGAAAUGGGACUCUUCAAGUCCUUGCUGCAUUCCAUUUUGGACAAGAGACGCGAACUUCUUCCCAUUGCGUUCAAGGAUAGGUUUCAGGCAGCUCUCGAGGGGAAGAAACACCAUGAUCCGACCCUCCCAGAAGCAAGAAGAGCGCUGGUUGAUUUAAUACGGCAUAGUCCAAAUAUCAACUUCUUUUUCUCCAUUGAUGGUCUCGACGAGUUCGACCCUCAGGUUUCCACGACGCAUGUUCAAAGCUUGAUAGACUUCACGCAUUUUCUCGAGAAGUGUGACAAUGUCAAAAUACUCGUAUCGAGCCGCCCAUUGCCUGAAUUUGAGCGCGGCUACAGCGGUCGGCCCUUUUUGAAGGUCCAGGACCUCACAAGAGAAGAUAUUCGCCGGUAUGCACACGAGAAACUUAUGGAUCAUCCAAGAAUGAAAAUGCUUGAGAGGAAGGACCCGGAGAGCACCGGUUCUCUGCUAAAUUCAAUCGUGGACUCCUCUCUUGGCGUCUUCCUCUGGGUUCGCGUGGUAACCGAAUCUCUCAUUGAGGGUCUCACAAACUAUGAUGAUAUUGACGACUUGAAACAAACUUUGCAAGGCCUUCCAUCAGAUAUCCAUGCUCUAUAUCGUACAAUUCUGGAAAGAAUGAGGCCUAUUCACAAGCCGAAAGCCGCGCGACUCCUUGGCAUCGUACAUAAUGCGCUGCAGCACGGACAAACUCUUUGCCUUCUCGACUUGUGGUUUGCCGAUAGUGCUGAUAAUGACAUGGUAUUCAAUACUGCGGUCGUACCCAUUCCGGAUGAAGACUUCUGUGAUAGGGUUGACGAGCUUGAAACCCGUUUGAAAAGCCAGUGUUUAGGACUGAUAGAAACGGAGCUAUGUUCACCUAAUCAAAAAACGCAUCCAGGUCGGGAAUCUCCAAGGAUCCGCCACCCACCAAAUGGCGAUAAAACCGUGUUAGCAAGGUUUCUUCACCGAUCUGUUUUCGAGUUUUUGAGUAACGAGGAUAUAUGGAGUGAAGUUGUGGAAAAGUACUUGGAGCGCAAAUUCAGUGCUGCCUUAUGUCUAUUUCGAAGCAGCAUCCUACUAAUCAAAACAUAUCGACUAUAUUCGGAUGUUAAGUGGAUGGAAAUUAUAUCCAUUGCUCAAUGUGCAGGGGAUCGCGCCAAAUACGCCGAGAAUGAGACGAAACAAUCUCAUUGCAAGCUUGUUCAUGAGCUCGAUCGGGCCAUGCAUGAUCUCAUGCCAUCGGUGUACCAAGCAGCAAACAAUCAAAACGAUAUGACUAAAGGACUAACUUUACUUCUUGGUCGCGAAUAUCACUGGUCAGUAUGGUGUCGACACGAGCUCUUGUUCGCUGAUCAUUCCCACUACCGAGACCUCAGACCGCUACAUGAUAGAACGCAUGGUUCCUUGAUGGCAUUCGCGGUCGAAAAUGCCUUGGUAGGUUACAUAAGAAGCCAGAUCUCUGAGAAAGGCCGACAGGUACUAGAUAAAAAAGGACUUCCUCUCCUGGGAUAUGCCAUGAUGCCCAUCAGCGGUUCGAGGUACUGGAUAUCACCUGAAACUAUACAACUCCUACUCGAAGAAGGAAGCAAUCCGAAUCAGACGUAUAACGGCACAAGCUUGUGGGAAUGGUACUUGUGGACGAUGUAUGUAUUUCGGCAAGGUUUUGAAGGCUUCAAAUAUGAAAUAGAGACAUGGGCUACUCAUCAACGCAUCAAAGCAAUGGAGGAGCUCCUACUAUCUGGGGUGAACCCUAACGCACGCAUGAUAUACCUUUCAAGGUACGAAGGGUCAGAUUGGAAGACGGAUUGGAAUUUACCAUGGACUCCUGCAACCUUCACGCGCGGCUCUUCAAGCAUUUGUACGUUGCUGUCGGCAUUUCUGCGAGAACACCAGGCGUGGAAGGAUAAGAUUAUAGAUGCCUGGACUGACCACCCAGAGUGGAUCGGCAUAAUUGGUGAAACACUAAAAAGAAUCAUAAUUCUUCUCCGGGAGCGUGGUGCUGUAGAAGAGGAAUGGGAAAAUGUCAGCGAGAUGAAGCAAGUUUUUGUUGAUGUUUACCAGAAGAUGACCGAUAAAGAGCCCCUCCUUUUAGAUGAAGAUGACGCGAUACCGAAACCAGAAGAGGAGAAUUUAACUGAAAACAAGACUUCCGAUGUGCUGCUGGAAAUGACAACAUCCGAGGCCUCGGUGACACCGGAAAGUCAAGUUGAGUCAAAUUUGCUCAACGUGACGGACGCGGGCCGUGGUGAUAGUGAGCAGACGACCCUCGCAGCAAAUGAAGAAACGAGACAAGUUGAACCCGUGUCACCCAUUCCGGCUGACAUUGUUAUCCGAUCUAAGAAGGGGUGGAGAAAGAGCUUUGACAGAAUGAUUCAAAAAGUCAAGCAUCGUCUAUGGUGACGAGAACACAGACAAGAUCUGAGGAUUCUGGCAUCUGAUUUCGUUUAAUCGGAUUGUGGAAUUUGGAUGCAGAUUUCAAUUGGAAUAUGUCAAAACAGGACUCAGGGAAAUCGAAAUUACACAAUUUGGUUUCAACUUCUUUAAUUAUUUGAAUGAAAAUGACGAGCAUAUAGGAAACGGGCUAUAUCCCUUGUUCUUAUGUACAAUCACCCUCUUAUACAAGCCUAUUCAUCUAUCUGCGAAUUCAAACAUCACUUCUCCGCUACGCUCACCAAUGUCCAUCGUUAUAGUGCUGCUUGCUGAAGUGCAUCGCCCGU